Molecule: messenger RNA, 1573 nt
Organism: Neoarius graeffei (lesser salmon catfish)
Lineage: Eukaryota; Metazoa; Chordata; Actinopteri; Siluriformes; Ariidae
Gene: dph5
Product: diphthamide biosynthesis 5
Exons: 7
Coding region: 300-1166 (288 amino acids)
Biological process (GO): protein histidyl modification to diphthamide
Molecular function (GO): diphthine synthase activity
Source: RefSeq, a predicted model, not a curated record
CGGAAGUCAGUUGCUCCAGUAGAGAAACAUGUGAGAAAGUCUGGCUGUUACUAUUUAGAGCCUGUGCAUCUAUGAAGUGUACUAAAACUGUUAACUUUUAAGUGUAUAAUAUACUUUAAUUGUAUCCUAGUUUAUAUAUGCGAACGUAAACAUUUUAUUAAAAUUACAUUUAUUGAAAAAAAACCCCGUAAUGUUAAGCAAGCAGUAAAUGAGCAGUUAGCCAUCUAGCUGACUACAUAGCAUUUGGUGUGAGGAGCUGUCAGGAUUUUAAUCUUAAGUAUAAAACUGAUACUUCAGCAAUGUUUUAUUUCAUCGGUCUUGGGCUCGGUGAUGCUAAUGACAUCACGGUAAAGGGACUGGAUAUAAUCAAGCGAUGCAGCCGUGUUUAUCUGGAAGCCUACACGUCCAUUCUGACUGUGGGGAAGGAAGCACUGGAGGAGUAUUAUGGGCGAGAGCUGAUUUUGGCAGACAGAGACAUGGUGGAACAGGAGGCAGAUGUGAUCCUCAAAGGUGCUGAUGUCAGUGAUGUGGCCUUCCUCGUGGUGGGAGAUCCAUUUGGAGCCACAACCCACAGUGACCUGGUCCUGAGAGCAGUGAAUGCUGGGAUCAAGUAUCAAGUCAUCCAUAAUGCCUCGAUCCUGAAUGCAGUGGGCUGCUGUGGGCUGCAGUUGUACAAUUUUGGUGAGACAGUGUCCAUCGUGUUCUGGACAGACAGCUGGAAACCAGAGAGCUUCUAUGAUAAGAUCAAGAGGAACAGGGACAUGGGCAUGCACACACUCUGCCUUCUGGAUAUUAAAGUGAAGGAGCAGUCCUUGGAGAACCUCAUGAGGGGUCGUAAGGUUUACGAGCCUCCCAGGUUCAUGACGGUGGCUCAGGCAGCCGAGCAGCUGCUGGAGGUGGUGCAGAACCGUCGAGAGCAAGCAGAGGAGCCAGCCAUCACUGAGGACACGGUGUGUGUGGGACUGGCACGGGUGGGGGCCGAUGACCAGGCCAUUCAAGCUGGAUCUUUGCGCGAGAUGGCGGAGUCUGAUUUGGGAGCACCACUGCACUCCAUGAUCAUCACUGGUCACUUGCACCCACUCGAGGUGGACAUGCUGAGGCUCUUCAGCAGCCCAGAGGGUCUCAGUGGCCUGAAGAUGACGGACAGCUCCACAUAUGUCUCAUAAGAACCCGUGCAAAACUUUAACCCUCCUGCUGUGUCACGUCUGAAGCUUCAAGGAAACCACAUGAAUUACGUAUUUUUUGGUGUAGCUCAAAAAAGAUCUAUGCAAGUUGCAUUACAGUAUGGUGUUUUUGAGUUCAUUAAGUUUUCCUACGCGGCCGUUUGGGUGAAUUACAGACGAGCAAAUGGUAGAAAGGUCACAGGGGAAGGAAGGGAAAAAAAGUUUCAUCUGGGGCAAAUGAAUGCUUCUGUAAUUCAAAAUUUGGUCUUGUCAUGUGACUGUAAAACGUGCAUUUUAUUGCUGCUGGGUUUCCUCCAAUCCCAAUCCAACACGCCUUGGCUCUGAUUUCUGGAUAUGAGCCUCAUGUCAAUUUCUCUCUACAAAAUUUAUGAAACUAAUUUUCAAAACAA